AUGAAGGUUCGUUCCCCCGGCGCUGUCCCGGGACGGCUGCAGCUCCCGGGUGUGAGCCCACCCUGUGGCCGGUCCUCUUCCACACACCCCUUCCGAAACCGACCGAGCAGAGCAGCACAAAUCCUGGCAGGUGAGGAGUUAGGCAAACAGACCAGUUCCACUGUUUUGGGGGAAGAUGAGUAUAGAACUAACAGAUGGCUUGUUAUUGCAGUUGGUCUAGUUCGAGCAUACCUUGCUAAAGGUAGCUACCACAGCCUUUACUAUUCUAUAGAAAAGCCCUUGAAAUUCUUCCAAACUGGAGCUUUGCUUGAGAUUCUGCACUGUGCAUUUGGCAUUGUUCCCUCUUCUGUUGUUCUGACUGCAUUCCAAGUGAUGUCAAGGGUUUUCCUGACGUGGGCAGUAACACAUAGUGUAAAAGAGGUACAAACUGAAGACAGUGUCCUGUUGUUUGUGGUGGCCUGGACAAUCACUGAGAUAAUUCGUUAUUCUUUUUAUACAUUUAGCUUGUUAAACCAUCUCCCUUAUCUCAUAAAAUGGGCCAGGUACACUUUGUUUAUAGUAUUGUAUCCAAUGGGAGUCUCAGGUGAAUUACUGACAAUAUAUGCUGCAUUACCCUUUGUCAGGCAGUCUGGCUUGUAUUCCAUUAGUUUACCUAACAAGUACAAUUUUUCUUUUGACUACUAUACGUUCCUGAUCCUGGUUAUGAUCUCUUACAUUCCAAUCUUCCCUCAGCUGUAUUUUCAUAUGCUACGUCAGAGGCGAAAGGUGCUCUCCCACACUGAAGAACACAAGAAGUCGGAGUAAUUUCAGCUUUUUUCAGAACUUUUCAAACAUCAAAAUGCUGCAGAUUUUCAAUACCCAGCACAUUUAUAAAGAACAUACCAGGAUAAAAUAAGUCAGAGGUAAAAGACCAAUAAUUUAGCAAGAAUAACCAAUAAAUCCGAUGUCACUGAAAUUCCAUUAAUAUAAAACACUGAAAUAAUUUUCAGCUUGCAGUGCUUUGGAAAACUUAGACUUUAUAUGGCUUGGCAGUUAGCCUUUUCCUUAAAUGAUGUGCUAAGUGGUUUUCAUUUAUUACUAAAUGCCUGAAGGUUGCAGUAGGAGUGAUAAAGUUGUACCCACUAAAUGCUUGAAUUGGGAUUAUAUUACUGAUACAUUUUUUUUAAGUGCUUGACUGCAUGCCAGAAACUAUGUAUUGCUAUGAAAGCAAACAAUAUGCUCUGGAAUACUUUAGGGUUUUGUCAGAGACUCCAGUGGGCAAUGUAAUCCAGGCAAAGUAUUUGAAUUUAGGAAGGUAGGUGGUGUGUUUAAAAGGUGAUGGGAACAGUAAUAGGAAACCAGUUAUGGGAAAUGAGGGGAAUGUGGUUCUUUAGGAAUUUAAACAGUAGGGUGUCUGACCACUGGGUUCUCUGAAGAUCUUGUUUAAGCUGAUUACUCAAGUGCUAAUGUUAAUUCAGAGGCUAUAAUGCUUAUCUCAAAUAUUAAAACUCCUCUAAGUACAGCAUCCCUGGAUACUUUAUUAAAUAUU
Messenger RNA from Chaetura pelagica (chimney swift), 1528 nucleotides. RefSeq names its product protein tyrosine phosphatase-like (proline instead of catalytic arginine), member b (gene HACD2). Gene Ontology annotation, cellular component: endoplasmic reticulum membrane. Gene Ontology annotation, molecular function: 3-hydroxyacyl-CoA dehydratase activity. Lineage: Eukaryota; Metazoa; Chordata; Aves; Apodiformes; Apodidae. The transcript has 8 exons. Bases 1 to 804 code for a protein of 267 amino acids. The record is from RefSeq and is a predicted model, not a curated record. Gene Ontology annotation, biological process: sphingolipid biosynthetic process; fatty acid elongation; very long-chain fatty acid biosynthetic process.